This is a messenger RNA of Geodia barretti, 729 nucleotides long. The record is from the annotation of a GenBank genome assembly. NCBI's taxonomy places the organism in Eukaryota, Metazoa, Porifera, Demospongiae, Tetractinellida, Geodiidae.
AUUGGCAAACCUAUUCGUCUGAUUCUUCUAUACACAUAUUAUGACUGUAGCGUACAAUGGGCAGUGUGCACGUUGUAUGUGAUUCUAAUUACCUGUGAAACACACGCGAAUAAUUGAACUGCUUGCGAAAAAUACAUUUCCUAUACCAGCAUGGAAAGCACGCCACACAGUUUGUCUCAUUGCAUCAUUUUGGUCUCUACAAUUGAACAACAAAACUCGUGUGAUGUCUGUUCAGAUGGGGAUGGAGAGUGUGGUGACAGUGAUGGUGGGCAACAAGGUGGACCUGGAGGACAAGAGAGAAGUUCCUCUCCAGACUGCCUCCAAAUUGGCAAGUCGCAAUGGAUUCGAAUACAUAGAAACAAGUGCUGUCAGUGGAAAGAACGUCCAUACAUCAUUCUAUAAACUGGCCGAAUCGUUAAUCUUCAGCAGGGGAAUAUUCUUACCAGGAGAAGAGGUGGAGGCAAGGAUGCAAGGUGGUCUCACGUCCAGUCGGGCUGAGAACGGAGCGUUCAAAGUGGAGGACAGAAGCAAAGAGGAGAGACGAAGAGCUGCCAUCAGCAACAGAAAACUUAGACAUGACUCUGAGAGAGAACGCAGCAAAGGCAGCAGUGGUGGCUGCUGCUCCUAGCAACAAAAUCAUACAAUUACAUGUAGCUCGUUUUUGAUGCAUUAUUAUGGUGUGUGUUUCUCUAAAUGUGUAGCCUGAGGCUCGCAACUACUUGGAAUAUA